Tarenaya hassleriana is the source of this 1318-nucleotide messenger RNA. Its product is annotated as histone-lysine N-methyltransferase SUVR3. The record is from RefSeq and is a predicted model, not a curated record. NCBI's taxonomy places the organism in Eukaryota, Viridiplantae, Streptophyta, Magnoliopsida, Brassicales, Cleomaceae.
AUCUCAUAAAUAUCGUAACUUCGAUUAAGAUGACUACUAGUCCAUUGUUUCGGCCAUCUUUAGAAAAUGCAGCAAACAGUCGCCGAAAAAACCUCGUCUUGAAGAUACCCAUAUCAUCAUAGCGACAGAUGCGGUUCCUACGAUGCGCAAACUUGAUCCUUCCAUGGCUGACUCCGCAGGAGCUCGCUGUCGUAUCCCCCACCUGCAAAACCUUUGCCCUCCGCCGAUCCGUUAUCUCCGCUCGGCCCCUCGAGAACCUCCCGCUCCCGUUCUCCAACGACCGUCGACGGCCACCGCUACGCGUUCUUCGUAACCCUCGUCAGGUUACACAGGAGAAGAUUUCGUUUCGUCUGAAGAUCAUCACUAGAGAUGAGAAGAAAGGUUGGUGGUUGUAUGCCUGAUCAGUUCAUCUGCGAAUUCGCAGGUACAUUCUGAUACUUGUGAAAUGAGACACCCUGUGUUGAAGUGAUGAUGUUGUGUCUGCAAAAGCUGAUAGCUUUGAUUGAUGUACGACUCAUUCCGUGAAAGAAAUCGAGUUGAAAGUGAAACUUGAGGUUAAAUUAACCAAAAGGAACACAAAUGUCAGGUUUCAGGAUUGGAAAUUUGGAAUUUGCUUCAUCCGUUGAAGAAUAUUUUUGCUGGAGUGGUUGCAUUAUUCGACGCUUAGAAGUUUAGAGAAUAAUGCAGUGCUGAACUAGGAAGUGAAUGGUAAAUGCCGGUCGUUUCUCUAAUCUGUAUUUCAUGAAAGAGUCGUGAACCUAUCUAUUGUCUUGUUGUAGCCGAAUUUGGAUGCUGUUUUCAAGCCAUAAUGUGUUGGUAUAGAAUAGAAUCCCGCUAAGGCUAUACAUCGAUGCGCUGGAUUGAACAAGAUACCGAGUUCUCUUGCUGUGUUUUCUCGGGUUGUCAACUCUUCUUGUGGUCUCAAGAUUAUCUUCCCAGCUUCAUCUAACAGUUACUAUGGCACUACCUUUGAUGUUUGUACACGACAAUGCUCGAUCUUUAUCGGGGUUUUUUGGUCUGUAAUAAGUCCAUCCAUGGGUUGGAUUUGCACUGGAGAACCACCGGGCAUAAGCAAUAUGUAUAUAGCUCACAACCCACUUGUGCUGCAUAAUGAUCCAUGUAGAGAUGUGAACAUUGCCCUUUUCAUUUCCAAGGACCUAACUCCUAGAUCUGGUCUUUUUCUGAAAAGUCUUGAGUUCUUGAAUCUUUCUUGACGUUGCAACUUGUAAAGCACUCACAUUAGAUUCAUCUUUCUGUAUAAUGAUACUCACUAAACUGUGCUUCUUGUAACGAAAGUAUCAUUGAUUACUUUGAUGCU